Molecule: messenger RNA, 1686 nt
Organism: Hippocampus comes (tiger tail seahorse)
Lineage: Eukaryota; Metazoa; Chordata; Actinopteri; Syngnathiformes; Syngnathidae
Gene: uqcrc2b
Product: ubiquinol-cytochrome c reductase core protein 2b
Exons: 14
Coding region: 89-1447 (452 amino acids)
Cellular component (GO): mitochondrion
Molecular function (GO): metal ion binding
Source: RefSeq, a predicted model, not a curated record
CCCGAGAAAAAGACGCAGGGCUCAGUAGGGCACUUUGACACCGCCAUAUUGCUUCGUCGUCCUGGCUUGAAGGAGAGAGAGAGGGGAGAUGAAGGGGAUCCGGGGACUCACUCACUUAUCGACCAGGCUUUAUGCGGCGCAGGCUGCCCAUAAGGUGGAGAGGGCUGCCAAACAUGUUACAUUUCAGGCGCAGGAUGUGCAGGUGACCCGACUUCCCAGCGGACUUGUGAUCGCCUCCCUGGAAAACUACUCGCCAGCUUCCAAGAUUGGCGUGUUUGUAAAGGCCGGCUGUCGCUAUGAGACGCUUGACAACCAAGGAGUUACCCACAUCCUCCGACUGGCCGCCGACCUGACUACCAAAGGAGCUUCAGCCUUCAAGAUAUGCCGUGGUAUCGAAGCAGUAGGCGGUAAACUGAGCGCGUCUUCAUCCAGAGAGAACAUGAUCUACACUGUUGACUGCUUGCGAGAUGACCUCGACACGGUGAUGGAGUAUCUGAUCAAUGUGACGACGGCUCAAGAGUUCCGGCCGUGGGAGGUGUCCGAUCUCACCCCAAGGGUCAAUGUUGACAAAGCCCAAGCAGGACAGAGUGCUCAGAUAGCUGUGGUUGAAAGUCUCCAUGAAGCCGCCUACAAGAACGCUCUUUCCAACUCCCUUUACUGUCCUGACUACAUGGUGGGCAAUGUCCUGUCUGAACAUUUGCAUCAGUUUGUCCAGAAUCAUUUCACAAGUGCAAGAAUGGCUCUUGUUGGACUGGGUGUGGAUCAUACUGUUCUGAAGCAAGUAGGAGAGCAGUUCCUGAACAUCCGCAGUGGCGCCGGAAUGUCCGGUGACCAAGCCCGGUAUCGUGGAGGUGAGAUCCGCCUGCCGAGCACCAGCAGCCUGGUUCACUCUGCCGUUGUGAGCGAGGCCGCGGCGUCGGGCACCGGUGAGGCUGUGGCCUUCAGUGUUCUGCAGCACCUGCUGGGAGCUGGUCCGCGCAUCAAGAGGGGCUCCAAUGUAACCAGCAAACUGGUGCAGGGGGUUGCCAAGGCAACUGCAGACCCCUUCGAUGUAAGUGCUUACAACGCGAGCUACUCUGACUCGGGGCUGUUUGGAAUCUACACCAUUUCCCAAGCGGGCUCGACCUCCGCUGUCGUGAAGGCCGCUCUUGCUGAGGUGAAAGCUGUCGCUGACGGCGGAGUCACAGCUGCUGACCUCACUCGGGCUAAGUUGUCGCUGAAGUCUCACUUGCUGAUGUCUCUGGAGACUUCAGAAGGUCUGCUGCAGGCAAUGGGCACUCAGGCGCUGGCUAACGGCGCCUACAACCCCCCUGAAGAAUUCGCCAAAAACAUCGACAAUGUCUCCUUAACGGACGUGGCCAAUGCUGCCAAAAAGUUUGUGUCAGGCAAAAAGACCAUGGCGUCCAGCGGGAAUCUCAUCAAAACCCCCUUCGUCGACGAAAUCUAAAACCUCCGCCAUCUCCUUCCUCCUCCUCCUUGCGCUAUUUCACUUCAGAAUUUGUUUCCUCCACAGUAACAGAAAGACGCCAUUUCGACGCUGUUGGUCUAAGUCGCUGUCAUGUCCUCUGGGUCUUUAUAGGUGUAAGAUUUGUUUUGGCGUCUGCCAACAUCAUUUCCAGGUCAUUUGCCCACAUGCAGUAUAAUGUAUAGCUCAUGUAAAAUAAUGAAUAAAUUCUAUCUGCCUGA